Molecule: messenger RNA, 393 nt
Organism: Prorocentrum cordatum
Lineage: Eukaryota; Dinophyceae; Prorocentrales; Prorocentraceae
Source: the annotation of a GenBank genome assembly
GACUACAGUCAGUUCUACCAGAUGUUCGCGCGAGCUGCGGCGUCCCUGGGAUCCAGGAUGGCGCCACAUCAAGGCCGCCACAGCGAGGUCUCAAUCGAUCGAGCCCAGCGGACCAGGAGCCUCGACGAGCGCGUGAAGAGGGGUCGUUGGGGGUCCGCUAAGAGCGUGGCCAAGUUCGAGGGGACGGGCCGCCUGAACGAUGCCUGGACCGAGCUGACCCCAGUCAGCAGGAGCACGUCCUCGACAGCGAGCGCCACCUCGAGGAUUGCCUCGUGCGUGGGCGCCGACUGCCCGCCCCGCCUCUACACCCAUGACCUCCUUCCUGGCCGAAUUGUUCAGUGGGACAAGCCGAGUUGCGGCGGCGGCGCCGCGGGCUGGCUACGCGACCCGCGA